Molecule: messenger RNA, 630 nt
Organism: Penicillium brasilianum
Lineage: Eukaryota; Fungi; Ascomycota; Eurotiomycetes; Eurotiales; Aspergillaceae
Source: the annotation of a GenBank genome assembly
AUGCAGCACAAGGUCCUUGCCACUCUGCUCUUCGCCACGGCAGCCCUCGCUGUCCCGGCUUCUGAUGCCACCAUCACCCCCGACGACUUGCUGGAUUACGUCGACCUGCCUAUCGAGACUGAAACAAUCCCCAGCGACAUCCUUUCCGUCAUCGAGACCGCUAUUCCCAGCACCUGGUACCAGGCUCUCGAAACCGACUCGGCCUUCCAGUCCUCCGUGCUCAACGACCUCCUCCACAGCACCUACCCGGCCUGGUAUAACAGUCUGCCCGACAGCGUCAAGUCAUGGGCCACUGCUGAGGGUGAGGCCGAAGUCUCGGCCCUUUCCAGCUACUUCAGUGCCGUCCCUACCGUUACACCCACUUCGGGCUCCAACUCUGCUGGAAGCAGAUCUCAUUCCUCCUCUACUCCUCUCUCUACCAGCGCCAGCUCGACUACUGCCUCGACCCCUCUGACUUUGACCUCCACUGCUACCCAGACCAAGUCUGCCACCAGCAGCGGCUCUUCUUCAACCUCUGCAUCGGGCUCUGGAACUUCUUCCUCCACUGGUGGUGCCCCCGCUGCUACCGGUGGCCUUGCUAUCAGCCUGGCUGGCGCUGCUGGUGUUCUGGGUCUUGCGCUUGCUCUGUAA